Molecule: messenger RNA, 7667 nt
Organism: Hypanus sabinus (Atlantic stingray)
Lineage: Eukaryota; Metazoa; Chordata; Chondrichthyes; Myliobatiformes; Dasyatidae
Product: dual specificity protein phosphatase 8-like
Exons: 8
Coding region: 568-2577 (669 amino acids)
Biological process (GO): negative regulation of MAPK cascade; protein dephosphorylation
Cellular component (GO): cytoplasm
Molecular function (GO): protein tyrosine/threonine phosphatase activity; MAP kinase tyrosine/serine/threonine phosphatase activity
Source: RefSeq, a predicted model, not a curated record
CCCAGUUCAUUCCUAGUUAUGUUGCACCUUCUGUUUUGCUUUUCCUAAUGGCCAACUCGCAGGCAGCCAAUCCGAAAAAAACAGUAGCUUGCGCCAGCCUGGAGUGUUUUAUAAAUUAAUUUCAUUUUGCAUUUCUUCCUUUCGUCAUUUCUUUUGCAACAAAAAAAAUCCAGGACCAUCUUCCAUUAGUCACGCGAGUAAAAUUGCAAGGCUUGUCCAUGGAAAAUAGAAAAGAGAGAUCUCAGAAGUAAAGGAGCGUUAACAUCUUGAUUCGUGGAGGGGUGGCACCUCCCUGAGCGCACACGAGAUGUUUUCCCACUGGGUUGCGGACUGAUGUUAUCAUAGGUCCUCGGGGAAGCUGUUAAUGACGUGCUGAAGCUGAAAGGUGUUGGAUGAGUACAGAGGCCAUUAGAUGAAGCAGUUGAGAACAGCGAGUAGGAGUGGCUGGCCCUUGGUACGGCAGUAACACCUCGAUUACCUUAACCUCCUCACAAGGGCCAUUCCUCUUCUUUUGACCUGGCGCUGGGGUGAGAGGGAGGUCUUUCUUCCUGAAGAUCUGGCCCAACGAUGGCAGGGGAGAAAGUCAAGCCCAAGGUGAUCGAUGCGGAAAAGUUGGCCAGCCUCCUGCAGAGUGGGGUGGAGGGCACCCUGGUGAUCGACAGCCGCUCAUUUGUGGAGUACAAUGCCUCGCACGUGCUGGGCUCGGUGAAUAUCUGUUGUUCAAAGCUGGUGAAGCGGAGGCUGCAGCAGGACAAGUUCUCCAUUGCCGAGCUCAUUCAGCCUUCCUGCAAGAUGAAGAUUGACGUGGAGGGAACGCAGGAAGUGGUGCUUUAUGACCAGAGCACGCGAGACCUUAGCAAGUUGACAGCUGACAGCUUCACCUUGGUACUCCUGGGCAAGUUGGAGAGCUAUUUUCAUCACGUUUCACUGUUGUCAGGGGGAUUUUCCGCAUUUUCAUCCUAUUUCCCAGGCCUGUGCGAGGGGAAGCCCACCACUCUCCUGCCAGUGAGCAUCUCUCAGCCGUGCCUACCAGUCGCCAACAUUGGCCCCACACGAAUCCUUCCUCAUUUGUACCUGGGCUCACAGAAAGAUGUGCUGAAUAAGGACCUCAUGGUGCAGAAUGGAAUCACAUAUGUUCUCAACGCCAGCAACUCUUGUCCAAAGCCUGACUUCAUCUCAGAGAGUCACUUCAUGCGCAUUCCAGUCAAUGACAACUACUGUGAGAAGCUUCUGCCCUGGUUGGAUGAGUCUGUCGACUUUAUAGACAAAGCAAAGGUCUCCAACUGCCGAGUGCUUGUUCACUGCUUGGCUGGGAUUUCGCGAUCGGCUACCGUUGCCAUUGCCUACAUCAUGAAGAGCAUGGGGCUGUCCUCAGACGAUGCUUACAGGUUUAUCAAGGACCGGAGACCAUCCAUAUCUCCCAACUUCAACUUCAUGGGGCAGCUGUUGGAGUACGAGAAGAACUUGAGGCUUCUGAAGGUCCGCUCCCUGGCUCCCCUGAAGCCGCUGGCAGACCGGCAGGAGGAGGAGGUUGACAAGGAGGCGGCCGACGGCUGCAGAGGCAGCUGGGACAGGACAUGUCCCAAAUCCUCCGCCUCCGAGCAGGCGGGCCCAGGCGCUCCCAAGGACGCAAGUCAGCAGUGCAGUGGCAAUGCCGAGAGCGGCAGGGGAGACUGCAAGAAUGCCUCGCAUGUCGCCCUGCAGCAGAGCCUCAAUGGCCUGCACCUCUCCAUGGAGCGCCUCCAGGACACCAACCGACUCAAGCGCUCCUUCUCACUGGACAUCAAGUCCUCCUACUUGCCAAACCCUGCCCCUGGUGGCUGCGGGGCGGCCGCGCCUCAGGGUUCCGACGGCAUCCCCAAGCUCUGCAAGCUGGAGGUCAGGGCGGGGAGCCCUGGCCAGGAGAUAUGCAGCCCAACCCUGGAGAGCCCAGGAGCCGAUGCCGGCAGCGAGUCGAAAGCCCGGCAGAGGCGCAGACCAAAGCACAACGGAAGCCUCGCAAACCCGUCCAGUUCACCGGUGCACUCCCUGAGCUUGAACUUAACCAGGACCCUCGUCCCAUGCGCGGUUCACAAGGGCGGUGGCGCAGAAGGCAACCUGAAGCAGGCGCUGUUGCUGAGCAUCCCCAGUGCCCAGCCGCUUCCCCUGGGGAGCAAUGGGGUGAACCGGUGGGGGAAGCACACGGAACUGGGGCAGCCCCCUGCCGCGGCAAACCCCUCCGCCAGCGGCGGCGGCUCGUGGUACUUCGGCGCAGACCAGCAGCCCGCAAGCAAAGGGGCGGGUGCGGCCGGGCUCUUCGGAGGCUCCGCCCCCGCGUACCCGCCCUUCGGCUGUGGCUCCACCCCCGGCGGCUGUGAGCCGUACGGGCCGGUGCGGCUGCGGGAGAAGGCAGCCGAACAGCGGGACGCCCGGCGGAGCUGGCACGAGGAAGGCACCAUCGAGAAGCAGUUCAAGAGGAGGAGCUGUCAGAUGGAGUUCGAGGAUGGCAUGUCGGAGAGCAGGUCGAGGGAAGACCUGGGGAAGAUUGGCAAGCAGUCCAGCUUCUCCGGGAGUAUGGAGAUCAUCGAGGUGUCGUGAUGGUACGGGAAAUGGCUGCUUUUAACCGAGUGAAAGGGGAGCAUCUGUGGUUAUUUGUCACCUGAAGUCGGGCACUGUUCAAAGCCGCAGACUCUGUUUUUAAUGAAAGCAGGAGGAAGUGCGGCAACUAUUGUCUCCGAUGAUGAUGAGAGUGGGUUAACGCAUCACUUGAAACUUGUCUUGAACAUUUUUAGAAAAGUUAAUUUAUUUCUCCAAACACAUUCUGGCAAUGGUGAAAAAGAAAAUGCGGGAACUGGCCACCCCAGUUUAACAUUGUACAGUGCGGUAUUUAAGUACUUCAAGCAAUACUCAAGAAAGAAAGUCUGUUUUUAUCUUAUUAAUUAUAUAUUUUGUGUUGAUGUUUCCACAUCGUACCUUGGUCUGCGCAGGACUGCUACCUGAGAAGGUCAUUUAUUGCACUUUGUCCUUCCUUGUGUGUGACUGAGCCCGUUAAAAUGCAGACUGCAGCACUGAGGCUGGAAGAGUACCUUCUAUGAGAUAAUCUGUAUGAACCAAUUGCAAAUGGAUGCAGACAUUAAUAUAAUGUAAAUAGUGGUGUAUCUAUUAUUAUGGCUGAUUUAAAUGUUUUUAAAUAGUUUAAAGAUAUCCUGGCUGCUUGAUGCAAAUACCUCAGGUUUGAAUAAACAGAAAAAUUAAAAAGGCUUUUUCUUUUACUACCCUCCCCAUCUUGUUUGUGAAAUGUACACAAGCUUCAAUCACGAUACAGAGGGAAAAAAAAUCAUCUCAGGUUUUUUAAACUGAUUAACCGAGGCAGAUUCCGGUGAUAUCCAUGAAGGGGGCAGUCAAGUGCUCAUGAUCACUGGACAUCCUGGCAACCUGCAGGCCGAGCGCUAGUUGCACAUGCCCAUUGCAUUCGGGACAAACGUGUAGAGAGCUCAUUGCAUCACACACCAAUCACAUGUUGGAAGGCCAAGAUGAGGAGCUCCCCGACAGCAACAGUGCUCUUUCAGAAGCCGCAUGUUAAAUCUGUUGGGUGCUCGCCUGCUUCCCACCACCUCUGGCUCCUGGGCAGGGAAAGCUUACACUAAACGGGCAAAGAAACUGAUCCCCCUCUGGCCUAGGCUGCCAGCGGGAGAAUCCGGUUGUGUCCAUUUAACUUGCUCCUGACUGAGCAAUGUUGAUCAGAUGCUUGGUGACUGUUUGCUCGAGGCCCAAGCAAUAAACAUUGAUGAGAUAGCUAUCUGUCCCACUGUGUAGAAAAAAGCAUCAUAGUUAUUUAUAUCAUUGAUUUUGUUGAGUUGGAAAAUCAAUUGGCUUUCUCUUGGUUUCGAUUUGUUCUGUAGGUGAGGGUGUGACCAGUGUAGCCAGCAGAACUAGUUCAUCCCUGAGGUGUGGGUAGGACUUUUCUUUCUGAAUUGCCACAGGAUGGCUGUUUUGACACAAAUGAACACUUUCCCAGAGGGCAUUUAAGUCAAUCCCAUCAGUAUGGGACUGGAGGAUGCAAGGGCUAGACAGAUAGGACAAGGAAGAACAUUAACCAAUGAGUUCAGUUUGUAAAAGCUUCGCAUUCACUGUGCUUACUAUUUACAGAAUUUAAAAAAAACUGAACAGAGAGAUGUUUGAUCCUUUAUUCUCUUUAUGUUUCCCCUCAAGAUUUCUGCACCAUUUCUUGUCUUCAAAGCAAAUCAACGACCGCUCUCUCCAACACUGCCUUUGUGUCUGUCCUUUCUGCAUUGCACCCUACAGCCCAUUGCUCUGUAAAACUCUUUCAUGUCCACAUCUCAUUCCAUGGAUUUGUUGAUUCUCUAAAUGUUAGGAAACAUGUUUGGAUUGGGAUGAAUUGUACCCCCCCCCCUUCCCCCAUGGUCUUUGGUCACCACACUCUGAGGGAGGACCUUCCCACAGCUGUUACUGAUGUUGCUUACCCUGUCGUCCCACUGAGCAUUUCUGGUCAGAUUUGACAAAUGUUUCACAACUCCCCCACGUGGGAAUCCACGUAACAGAGAUCUGAUCGCCGCCUUUGCUAAGCUGCAUUUCCUCGGACCCAGCAGUCAGUCAGGGAAUGCUGUUCUGAUUCAGCAGGAGAUUCCAAUAAACUCAGAUUAUGUUGGAAAUGCUUAGCAGGUCAGGUAGCGUGUGUGUGGAGAAAGGAAAAGGGUUCGUGAUACGGGUGGGUGAUUUUUCAUUAGAACCAUUCCAGUUGAAUGCAAUCAACCUAAGUCAGAAACUCUACUUCUGUCUUGACAGCUAUUCUGACUGGCUAAGUAUUUGUUUGCCUCAAACUUCCAGCAUUGGCAGGUUUUUGCUUUUUGGUUACAAUGGAAUCAGAUGGAUUCUAAUGCAAUAAGUUAUAAUCUGCCUGAUGCAAAGUUUGUAAAAUUUACCUAGAUGCUUCACAUCAAGGGGACACUGCGAUAAUACCUCACAGAGCAGACUAAUCGGGACCACAUUCGCUUGAUCUGCGCCAGAACCAGGUCAAAGGGUGGAGGGGUUGAGAGGCAAUCUGAGGCCGUCCCCAGGGUAUUUUCCACCGACAAGCUGAUGGAACUCUAGGAGCUGAAAUUUCUAGAUGUCAGGUUCAGGAGGAGGAGGAGAAGUUCACAAUCAAAUGGAUGAAGAAAAUAGCAUCUGAUGUCACCCACUUUUCCCAGCAUAUCUACAAUUUAGGCUGAUGCUAAUGAGGACACGUUACCAUGGUUAAACAAUGUCCCAACAACAGACCUACUGCUUAGGCUUGGAAAACAGAUAUGUGGUUGAAGACCAUUUCUCAGCUCCGCUUUUUAAUGCUGUUAGACGUCACCACACAAGCCACAGUAGAGAUACUGCCUCAAGGCUCCAUUGACCCAGCUUCCGUGCUGCUUGUGUGAAAUUUCUAUGUUCUGCCCAAGACCACAGGGGCUUCCUCUCUGUGCUCCUUUUCCUUCCCCCGUCCCAAAAACAUGCAGUUUGGUUGGUUAGUUGCCCCUAGUGCAAAAUCUAUAAGAGGUGGAUGAUAAUGUGGGACAGAUAAAAUGGGGUUGAUUGGAACAGGUGUUCAAUGGUCAACGGCCAUCGAUGGUCUUGGCUCUGUGCUGUGUGACUCUUAUCAAUGACCUGUUAAGCAGAGUUGUGGUUAUGAGUCCUGUCAGUGAAUAGCAACACCUAUAGUUCUGUCCACCUAUAGUUUGGACGUUACAAAGAUGUCCUCUCUACAUCUUGUUGGAAGUAGGUCAUGAUAGGUGUUCAAAGAAUCAUUAUACCGGUGCACCUUUUAGUGUUCCUGCCUGAUCUAUUGUGGAAGCUCAGGUCUCCCAGCACUACCAUAACUAAAGCUACUGCUCCGUCAAGGUUACUACUCAGAAGUAAAUGUUGUUCAUUACUACAAAACAGUUUUAUAUUGUUAAGUUUUCAUGGCAUUUCUUGUGCAUUAAGGGGACAACAUGCAUUCUGAGUGAACCACCAGUGACUCUUGGAUCAGCUUGUCUCACUGUGUGGAAGACCUGCUCAGUGCUAACCUGCACUUGCACCAGGAUUCCAGACCUGGGGUCAGAGUGGAAAGCCAGUAAGUGCUGACGUACAAGUAGUGGCGCGUUUGAAGUCUUCUGACGGCCAUCAAAAACUAUUAGGGAUUUACAGCACCUCAAAAGUCCUGACUAGAUACAACAGGAAAACUAUAACUUAAUCUGUUAUCCUCCUAGCACCCACCCUCGGUGAAUCUACAGUGGUGGGAAAUGGCCCUUGAUCACCCAUAAUCUGAGAGACACAGGCCAGCUUUGGGGCAGGAGAAUGGGGUGGAAAGUGCCACCGAUUAUGGUCCUUUUAAUUUGGACCUGGGAACUGAACUCUCUGAUCCAAUCAUAGCAGUGUCUCUGUUUUCCUUAAGUACUAACUAUUUAACCUGCAGAUUGAGCAUUAUUACAAGGGCCUUUCUCCUGAAAACAUAAUUUGAGAAACCUCAAAAUGAUCCCUGUUUGGAAAGCUUACUUGUGGCCAUUGUUUAAGAUUAGUAAAAAAUAUAUACGAAAGGUUUGAAAGAGGAUUUUCAUUUGAAGGUCCACCAUGUAUCUUCUGUGUACAUUAUUGGAAGUACAGUGCAAAGGGAAACUUUUACCUUAAUUGGGAUGUUAGUCCUUUAACACUUGAGAAUGUGUAGCUUUGUUGCCAAUCCAGGAAAUGUGCUGUACUCUUCUAAAUAAUCCUGAUUAUAUCUCUCCAUUUGGAAUGUAUUUCUUUAUCCUCUCUCUUCUAUGGCAUCUCUGUUUUCAAAGUCAAGCCUGCCAUUUAGUCAGUGUCGUGAGUGAAACGUCAGGUCCAGUUGGAAAGCCACCUGAGGGUAGAUACCCUGUGGGAUUUCUUGUUCUCCAUACCCUGCUUGUCCUUGCCCAUGAAUAGGGCUAUCAGUCACACCAGGCAACUAGAGUCUUUUCCACGAUGGAGAUGCUUUGAGUGACCUGUCAGCUUCAGUUGGGGACAGAAUGCCCUCUUUGGUUUGGAGCCUUGAUCUUAAAUACAUCCAACCCCCCUCUGCUAGAUCAUAAAUUCCCUAACAUAUCCACAGCCACUAUCCCCUCCUACUCACCACCACAGAGCAUAACUGGCUUUUAUUUAUAUGCACCCAUUUCCUCUCAUAAUAAGCUAUAAACAGAGAUACAAAUCAGAAAUAUAAAUAGUGUAGAUUAAAUAUUUAUUAUAAUGACAUUUGAUGCUUUUCCUUUGUUUGUCCCAUUUUGUUUUGACCUUAGUUCAACCCAGGCUAUUUAUUAUAUUCCUUAUUUUUGGUCUGUUUGUUGUGUAUUGUAGCCUUUCUCUUGUGUGAUUAAUGCAUCAUUUUUGCUGGUCUUUUACAUUGUGAAGUAUUUGAUAUUAUUACCAAGUGUAAUGAAGAAACUUUAAUUUCUGUUACUAGCCCUAUUUAUUGAAUGCUGUAUUAUGGUGCUUUUUUGUAAUUGGACAGUGGUGUUAUAAAUAAAUGGAUAGACAUUUUAACUAUGGUUUUCUUCAUGUUGAUUGGGAUUUAUUCAAAAGGGAUGGAAAAGUUCAGCUGUUAGCCUCAGGGGCUGGAGACUAUGGUUUUCUUCAUGUUGAUUGGGAGUUAUUCAAAGGGACCAGGAAGGUUCAGCUGUUUGCCUCAGGGGCGUUGAAUCUUUUUG